Molecule: messenger RNA, 1198 nt
Organism: Drosophila sulfurigaster albostrigata
Lineage: Eukaryota; Metazoa; Arthropoda; Insecta; Diptera; Drosophilidae
Product: cysteine-rich hydrophobic domain-containing protein 2
Source: RefSeq, a predicted model, not a curated record
GCUGGCAGCUGUUUGCUCGUUGCCCAACAACAAAGUGUGUGCUGGCAAGCAGAGAGAAGUAGCAGCAGCCUAUUUUCCUUCUUAUUACAAAACACAACACAACAGAAAAACGUGUAAAAAUCAUUGCUAAAAGUAUUGAAAAAAGAAGUCAACGUCAUCUCAUAUCAGCAGUAAAAGCAACAGCAGCAGCAGCGUAUGGCGGAAGCAGCAGUUGUUGCAGUCGCAGCAGAAGAACAACAACAAAGAAGGCGGCGCUUAUUUUGAGUUGUUUGUGUUUUUGUGUGACAACUGCAAAAUAAAAGUGUAAAAUAUGUGUUGACCUCUGCAGUGGAAAGCCUCCAACUCAGUCAGCAUCCUUUUGUGACGACGCCUGGAGCGUUGUUUUCUGCCCAUCCGCCCAUCAUCAAAUAACGCAAGCAAGACUCGCAUCUACUUCAGCAACAAAUAAUAAAUUGCAAUCAUGUCAUUCUCCGACUUUGAUGCCAUCUACGAGGAUGAGCAGCUGGAGGAUUUGGAGCAUUUUCAGGAUCAGACAGUGAUGCCAGUUCCCGAACCCAUCAUCAUCAGGGGCGCUGGCAAUAUGACGGUCUUUGGUCUCAGCAAUCGCUUCAAUAUCGAAUUCCCCUGCGGUUUGUUGUCCCGCGUUGCACCCGAGGAAUUCAAAGCAACCAUCGGUCGCAUCAAUGGCAUCUUGAAGAAGACCCUGCCCCUGAAUGUCAAGUGGCUAUUUUGUGGUUGCGUCUGCUGCUGUUGCACCCUCGGCUGUUCCCUUUGGCCCGUCAUCUGUCUGAGCAAACGCACACAAUUAACGCUGGACAAGUUGCUGGAGUGGGAGAAUAGUCAUCUAUAUCAUAAGCUGGGCCUGCACUGGCGUUUACAUAAGCAACAAUGUGAUUCCAAUUCCAUGAUGGAGUAUGUUAUAUUAAUUGAAUUUAUACCCAAGACGCCCAUUUAUCGACCCGACUAAAUGCGAUCUAAACAUCGGAUUGAGCGAUCGUGUGGCAUAUAUAUAUGGUAUAUGGAAUGUGGGGGGGAAUUGGGGCCUAAUCGUAAUCGUAAACGUAAUUGUAAAAUAAAACACACAAUACACUAGCAAGUAAUUAUAAUUUUGAUUUAGGCGUUUACUCUUUUGUGCAAAACACUAACACAACUAGUUUAGUGGGAAACAUACACACAUAAACACACAAUUUGUAAGCUA